CGCCACCAACGUGAUGGUUCACACCGGGGAGUUUGCAGGAUCCGGCCCUAGUCGGCCCUCUCACGUAUUAUUGCUCCAUGGGUCAUACAGCAGGAGGCGAUUCAUGAAGAGGGUCUAGGUGAAGGCGCUGGGACUCCAGCUCUGGAGCCCAGUGGGGAAGGGGCUGAGAUCCAGGCCGCUGGAGCUGGUCGGUGUGUCAGGAACUGCUUCCCUCAGAAUUUGCUAACUAACAAAAACCUAAACUCACUUGGAACUUACCUAAGUUUAUGCUGUAGCGGUCCCCUAAAAGUGCCCGUGUUUCCUGCUCCAGUCGUGCAGUGCUUCCCACCCUAGGCACCCACACACCUGUCUCCUGCCCAAUCUCUAGCAUGACCCAUGAACGUGGGGAACAUAGGUCAUCCUCCGCUUUUAUCUUGCCUUCAGCGCCCCAUUCAGCAGGUCUGCUCAGAGGCAGACCAGCAGAUCUGGUCCCAUUCAGUAUCUGGCCAGAGGAGGGGUGCCUGCCUCAUCACGUUCAGCCCAGUGAUUAGAGCACUUACCUGCAAUGUGAAGACAUAUGGGUGUGGGUGAACCCCCGAUUCAGGGAGGCUAGCCCCCUACUCUGCCCCCUGUCCAAGGCCCUGGCUCCCCUUGCCCACCACCAGAGCAGCCCUAACACCCCCACCAUGGCCUGAGCCCCCCCAUGUCCCAAGCCGCUGGCCAGCCCAAACCACCCCUUGCUGCCAGUUGGUCCACCCAAGCCAUUCGCUGGCCCAAGCGACCCCUGGCAGCCAGCCAACCCGCCCAAGUGCCAAGCCGCCAGCCUGAGAUGAGCCCCCUCUUUGAGGGAGAGAUGGCGCAAGGUUGAAGUCUCAGGGCAGGGCCAGGGCCUCAGUUUGGGGAAGCUUAGCCUUCCCUGGCCUAUUAUACCUGCCAUCCAUGAAAGAGAUCCAGGUUCACAUCCCCUCUGAGGGAGAGAAAAGACUUGAGCUGGGGUCUCCCACACCGCAUCGGAGAGUGCUCUAAAUAUUUGUUCCAGCAUCUUUCCAGGUACUGAAGUUAGGCUUGUCUAAAAUUCCCUGGAUCCUCUUUGUUCUCCUAAAGAUAGGUACAAUGUUUGCCCUUCUCCAGUCCAGGGGUCCUCCAUGAGUUCUCAGAGAUAAUCAUUAAUAGCUCUGAGAUGGCUUCAGCCAGUUCCUUCGGUGCCCACACAUGAAUUUCAUCAGGCUCCACCAACUUGAAUACAUCUAAGUUACCUACAUAUUCUUUAAGCUAUCCUUUCCCUAUUUUGGGUGGCGCUCCUUCCCCCUUGCUGCGAAUAUUAACUGUGUUGAGUAUCUUGUCACAAUUCAACUUUUUCAUGAAGACUGAAGUAAAAUAGGCAUUAAACAUCCCAGUGUCAGUAACCAGAGCUAGGAGCCAAAACUGGAGUCAGAGCUGAUGUCAGGAACCUGAGUCAAGGGUCAGAACUGGGUUAGCUGGAAUGAGGCAAAUCAGGGGCAAGGCAGGUGCUGUCACAGCAAUACCUGAUGCUUUGCACAGCCUUUAAAGUGCGCCUGCUGCUGGGCUUAAGAGCUGCUCUGCGAACCAAUCAGGUGCUGUAGCCAAUCAAGCAGCCUGGUGCAGGCCAGCUGUGCUCAUUAGGUUGCCCAGAGAUCGACUCUGCUGCAGGCUCUGGUUUCUGACACUCAGCCUGCUUGAGCUUGUUGGUUAUUAGCUCAGCUCUCCUUCUUCGCUAAGUAGGGGGCCUGCACUUUCCUUUGUCUUUUUCUUGCUCCUAACAUAUUUAUAGAACCUCUUCUGAUGGCCAUUUUGUCCCUAGCUAGGUGUAGCUAAUUCCUGCAGGAACGGCGAACCGUGGCCACUGGGAGCUGCGAGUAGCCGUACCUGCAGACGCUCAGGUAAACCAAGUGUGUCGCAGCCCACCAUGUUGAGAAUCCCUGCUAUAAGUGAUUGCUUAAAUACUACAAGUUGAACCUCCCUGGUCUGGCACCCUCAGGACCUGACUGGCCCCAAACCAGGGAAUUUGCUAGACCAGGGGAGAUCAAUGCAAGCCCCACCACUCCUGGAUGGUGUCCCCAGGGCACCGGCCCCUCUGCUUCGCAGGGAUUCUGGGACUCCACUGCUGGCCCCCAGCCCACCACUCCCAGGGGCUCAGCUCCCAGCUGCCGGCCCCCUGCUCCUCCGGCCGCUUCCAGCUCCACUCUUCCCCGGUCCCACAACGCUCCUGGCCCCAGCCCCUCAGUUUCCCCCCCCCCCCGAGUGUUCCAGCCGCGGAACAUCCACUGGGUCACCGACGAUGCCGGACCAGGGAUGUUGCCGGACUAGGGAAGUCCGGAUUAGGAAGGUUCAACCUGUAACGUCAAUUAUUAUUUUCUGUGAUUAUUUAUUAUUAAAACUGUACACUAAGCAGCACAAUGACAUCCAGGCACACGGUGUUAACCAAGGCGUGCUAAGGAAAAUAGGAGUAACCAAACCACUGCUUUUAAAAAGGAAUUAAAAAUAAAUAACUAAAAUAGUGAAGUUGCAUUUACGGUGGAAACAGAGUAACUGUCAGGCCAUGGGAACAGCAGGUCAGAGCCACAUAAAGUGACAAUACAUUAUUUUAUGUAACAAAGACAUAUAGGGCAAUGUGCUUUAACACCACAGCCCGGGGGGGUGCUGAGAUGGGCCAGCAAGGAACACCAGCCUCUCUGCCACAUGUCCUAUUUUGGCAACCACUGCAGAUGGCUCACCUGACUGUGGUAACUUUUAUCACCACUGCUCCCAGUAAGUCUAUUUAGGCUUCUUUCUGUGCAUAAUUGCCUAUUCAUUUCUUUAAGUUGCUUGUUGGGGCUUUUUGGGGCUGUGGCUUCUGCCUUUUGGGGGGGGGGGCGGGGGUAGAAUAUCCUGCUGGAGCACGUGAUUGGCUCCCAGUUGCACAAUCUGCUAAAAAAAGCUUUAAAAGUCUGCUUGCUGUUGAUUAUUUUUUCCUUUUGCUUUUGGGUUGCCUGCGUGUGUGUGGCUGGUUGGGCUGCUGGCUGCCUGCAAAGGGCAGAGAGAACAGACAGUCACCCAGCUGCCAUGGCCUCUACAGCUACAGCAGGGGACAUACAAGAGGAAGCUAUUUGCUCCAUCUGCCUGGGGUAUCUGACAGAGCCGGUGACUAUAGCGUGUGGGCACAACUUCUGCCGAGCCUGCCUCACCUGGUACAGUGAGGAGAAGGGAAUGGGGACACCCCUGACCUGUCCCCAGUGCAGAGCCCAGUUCCAGAAAGGGGAGUUCAAGCCCAACACCCAGCUGAACAACAUCGUACAAAAGCUCAAACAACUGGAGUUAAAACCAGGAAAAGGGCAAAAGGAGGAUCUGUGUGAGAGACACGAGGAACGUCUCAAACUCUUCUGUGAGGAGGAUGGAGAACCUAUUUGCUUGGUGUGUGAGAAAUCCCGGGACCACAAGUCUCACACUGUGGUUCCCAUUGAGGAGGCUGCCCAGGAGUACAAGGAGAAACUCCAGGGAGCCCUGGACCCUAUGAGGAAGGAGCUGCAGGAGGCCCUGGCGCUGACAUCUAAAGAGAAGGAGAAAACCAUGGAGUGGCAGAGGAAAGUGAAGAACAAGAGGGAGAUGAUUGCAGGUGAAUUUAACAAACUGCACACACUGCUGAGAGAGGAGGAGCAGCUGCUUCUGCAGAGCCUGGAGGAGGAGGAGAGGGAGACUCUGCAGAGACUGCAGGAAAAUGUCACCAAACUCUCCCGGCAAAGCUCCUCUCUGCAGCAGCUGAUCACAGAGAUAGAAGAGAAAUGUCAGCAACCAGUUAUUGAGCUGCUAACGGAUGUGAAAAGCACAUUGAGCAGGCAUGAAAGUAUGAAACUCCAAGCACCAGAAGCCGUUUCUACUGACCUGAAGAACGUGUAUAAAAUUUCCCUUGACAUGAGGGAAGCGCUGGAGAGAUUCGGAGUGGACGUGACUCUGGAUCCAGACACGGCUCAUCCCUACCUCGUCCUGUCUGAGGAUCGGAAACGUGUGAGACACGGAGACACACGCCAGGAUCUGCCCGACAACCCUGAGAGAUUUGAUUAUUGUGCCUGUGUCCUGGGCGCUGAGGGGUUCGCGGGCGGGAGGCGUUACUGGGAGGUGGAGGUGGGAGACAAGACAGGCUGGGAACUGGGGGUUUGUAGGGAAUCUGUGAGCAGGAAGGGGAAGGUCACAGCAUCACCUGAGGAUGGAUACUGGGUCAUGUUGCUGAGGAAGGGGGGAUACGAGGUCUCCACCUCCCCCUGGAUCCCCAUCCCCAUGAGCGUCCGGCCUGGCCGGGUGGGGAUUUUCCUGGACUAUGAGGCGGGCGAGGUCUCGUUUUACAAUGUGACUGACGGGUCCCAUCUCUUCACGUUCACUGACACCUUCUCCGGGACGCUCCGCCCUUAUUUCCAUCCUGGUCUCCACGCUGCGGGUGAAAACGUGGCUCCCCUGAUCAUCUGCCCAGUCCCGGCUGCGGCCGGGGGGAAUCUCAGUCCCUGACAGUGACCCCGCGGCACAGACCAGCCCCCCCAGCGCUGCUGCUCCUCCCGCCCCCCUGGGCGGGGGAUGGUGGUUACUGCAGCUACUGGAGUUUUUGUGCUGACCGGACGCUGCCAGUUUCCCUUUUCCACUGGAGGGUCCAGUCGAAAACCGGACACCUGGCAACCCCCAGCCCUCACCUUGCCCCGUCCCCUGCCCCAGGGGUAGCAGAUGGUGGGGGAUGGGGUCAUUCACUCCUGCCAGAAUUUUCUACCCUUGUGAAAUCUCAAUGUAAAAUAGGAAAGAAAAAAGAUUAUUCAAAUUUAGAAAAUAUUAUUGUAACAAGGUGUAAAUACAAGAAUACUUUAAUUUAAAUUUCACAGUAUUUCAAAAAAAGGGAGAUAAACAUAUUUUUAGAAAUGGAAUUAUUUACAUUUAUUUUUUGAUUCUUCCCUCAAAUCUAUAUUGAAGUUUAACUUCUCUAAAUAACGUCAUUUGUAUUUCAACUGUGGAAUUUCAAGAAAUCCAAAAUAUUUGUCUUAACUAAAUAAACUAUUAAAUUGUCA
Molecule: messenger RNA, 5021 nt
Organism: Chelonia mydas (Green sea turtle)
Lineage: Eukaryota; Metazoa; Chordata; Testudines; Cheloniidae
Product: E3 ubiquitin-protein ligase TRIM39-like
Exons: 6
Coding region: 3043-4476 (477 amino acids)
Molecular function (GO): zinc ion binding; protein binding
Source: RefSeq, a predicted model, not a curated record